GCAUUGGCUGAGGCUGCUGACUAUAUCUGUAGGAAAGGAAGGGCGACACAGGACAAUGAGUGCAGGUUGGGGGAGUCAGACAGAAGCAGCAGGGACAUGACAUCAGUGCUAGAAAGAGGGUUAAAGCCCCCCUGGUCCUGGCUGGGGGUGGAUAUCUAUCGGAUUUUUCACCUGGCUGCUGUGUUCUGCUUGACCUGCGUGCUGUUGAAAGUGAUUCAGCUGUAUCACAGGAGACAGGAAUUGAUCAAAGCUUUCAGCAGAUUCCCAGGUCAUCCGACCCACUGGCUAUACGGCCAUGUCCAUGAGCUUCUUCAUGAAGGUGAGGUUUUUAACAAACUAGAGCAAUGGAGCCAGAAGUACCCAUAUGCCUUCCCGUUCUGGUUUGGGACUUUCUCAGCAUUCUUAAACAUCACCCACCCUGAUUAUGCCAAGGUCUUAUUUGCCAGAGGAGAUCCCAAGGAUAACAUUAGUUAUAGGCAUAUAGUUCCAUGGAUUGGGAAAGGAUUAUUGGUCUUACAUGGGCCAAAGUGGUACCAGCAUCGUAAACUGCUGACUCCAGGGUUUCAUUAUGACGUUUUGAAACCUUAUGUGCCAUUGAUGGCAGAUUCUACCAAAGUGAUGCUGGAUAAGUGGGAACAGCUGAUCGCACAGGAGAAGUCGGUGGAGCUCUUUAGACAUGUCAGCUUGAUGACUCUCGACAGCAUCAUGAAAUGUGCCUUCAGUUACCAGAGCAACUGCCAGACGGACAGGGAGAAUUCCUACAUCCGAGCCGUCUUUGAUCUCAGCUACUUGGUGCACCACCGGCUGCGCAUCUUCCCGUAUCACAAUGAUCUCAUUUAUUGGCUCAGCCCUCAUGGUUUCCAAUUCGCGAAGGCCUGCCAGCUCGCGCACCGCCACACAGACAAGGUGAUCAGGGAGCGGAAGGAGUCUCUCAAGGACGAGCGAGAACGUGAGAAGGUCCAGAAGAAGAGGCACUUGGACUUUCUGGAUAUUCUUCUCCACGCCAAAGAUGAAAACGGAGCUGGAUUAUCUGAUGAAGACCUACGUGCCGAGGUGGACACGUUUAUGUUUGAGGGUCACGAUACCACGGCCAGUGGGAUCUCCUGGCUCUUGUACUGCAUGGCCCUGCACCCAGAGCACCAGCAGAGGUGCAGGGAAGAGAUCAAGGAGAUUCUGGGAGACCGGACUACUAUCCAGUGGGAUGACCUUGGCAAGAUGACUUACAGCACCAUGUGCAUUAAGGAGAGCCUUCGUCUUUACCCUCCGGUACCUGGAGUAUCCCGACAGCUCAGCAAACCCAUCACGUUCCACGAUGGACGUACUUUACCAGAAGGCUCUUUGGCUGCAGUAAGCAUCUAUCUCAUUCACAGAAACCCCAGCAUAUGGAAAGAUCCGCUGGUGUUUGAUCCGUGGAGAUUUUCUCCAGAGAACAUCUCUGACAGACAUUCUCAUGCCUUCCUGCCUUUUGCUGCUGGGUCAAGGAACUGCAUCGGGCAGCAGUUCGCCAUGAAUGAGCUGAAAGUGGCUCUCGCCCUGACUCUGCUCCGCUUCGAACUCUCACCGGAUCUGGCCAACCCCCCCAUCAAAAUACCUCAGCUCAUCUUACGCUCCAAGAACGGGAUUCACCUGCACUUGAAGAAAGUCCUCUGAUGCCGAUAUUGCACGGUGCUAAGUGCGGGAAAGGGACCAAGUAGAUAACAUGGUACCAUGUGAAUCAGAUCAAGGAGUUAGUUAGAAUAGACAAACUUUUGGGCCCAAAGAUCUUCAUCCCCCUUCUUCUGCCACCAUCAGCCAAAGUGCCCAAAUUGGCCUGAACCGAUGUGUCACAGGUAGUUGGUUCAAUAAAAGGCAUGGAUCUUAUUGCACAGUAGGAUUUUGUCUAGCAAGUGAUCCCCUUGGAACAUCUGCCCCUGCUCUGACCUUGCCUCUUCACAUCUCUUCACUGGCUCCCUCUCGUCUUUCGCACAGGGGUCCAGUCCAGCACCCAGUGAAGCCUUUCCCUUGACUGCAAUGGGCAUUGGAUCAGGCCCCAAAGUUCUAGCUUCUUUCUUGCAACUCUGACUGCUCCCUACUAUCCAUCUAGCCUAAAUUUCCCUCCUAGUUACCUUUUUGGGUCCUUCUUCCACUGUCCAUACCUUCCACAAUGCCUGCAUAUGAACCCCUCC
Chelonia mydas (Green sea turtle) is the source of this 2165-nucleotide messenger RNA. RefSeq names its product cytochrome P450 4B1. Bases 97 to 1650 code for a protein of 517 amino acids. NCBI's taxonomy places the organism in Eukaryota, Metazoa, Chordata, Testudines, Cheloniidae. The transcript is spliced from 12 exons. Gene Ontology annotation, molecular function: iron ion binding; monooxygenase activity; heme binding. The record is from RefSeq and is a predicted model, not a curated record.